Mucor mucedo is the source of this 2094-nucleotide messenger RNA. Its product is annotated as acyltransferase ChoActase/COT/CPT. NCBI's taxonomy places the organism in Eukaryota, Fungi, Mucoromycota, Mucoromycetes, Mucorales, Mucoraceae. Gene Ontology annotation, molecular function: carnitine O-acetyltransferase activity. Bases 1 to 2094 code for a protein of 697 amino acids. Gene Ontology annotation, cellular component: mitochondrion. Gene Ontology annotation, biological process: carnitine metabolic process. The record is from RefSeq and is a predicted model, not a curated record. The transcript has 8 exons.
AUGACGAUUCCUUUAUCACCUAAAAAAUCAAACUUGCCUAUAGAUCCUAGUGGAGGGGCUACGUUUCGUUUUCAAGACAAGUUGCCUAAAUUACCUAUUCCCGAAUUAGAAAUUACGGCAGCCAAAUAUCUUUCAGUGCUACAACCAUUGCAGACGCCGAAAGAACACGAGGACACAAAAGUUGCCGUUUCUGAAUUCCUUGCUAAAGAAGGCCCCGAACUACAAAAGAAACUGAAUACGUAUGCUACGGAUAAAUCAUCUUACAUCGAAGAAUUUUGGUACGACUCGUAUCUUCAUCAUACAGAUCCCGUCGUGUUAAACUUGAAUCCGUUCUUCUUAUUGGAGGAUGACCCUACACCAUUACGAAACGAUCAAAUUGUACGUGCUUCGUCCUUAAUUUACUCUACCGUGACGUUUAUCGAUGCCUUACAAGCCAAAGAUCUGGAGCCUGAUGUAUUUCGAGGCACCCCCUUGUGUAUGUCUCAAUUCGGUCGUCUGUUCUCUACUGCGCGUGUUCCUACUCAAGAUGGAUGUUACAUUGCACCUGCUGAUGAAGCCCGACACAUUGUGAUUAUGGCACAAUCCCAAUUUUAUCACUUUGAGGUGUUUGACGAACAAGGUCGUGUCAUCCUGAAUGAAAAGGAAAUUUCUGCUAAUUUGAGAGCGAUUACAAAGGAUGCAGCACAAACACCCGUAUCACAAAUAGCGCAGCAGGCCGUGGGUGUCUUGACAACCGAAAAUCGCUUAAAUUGGGCAAGAUUACGUGAGGAACUACAAUCGGAUAAAAUGAAUGCCGCUUCUCUUAAAGUCAUUGACACCGCCUUGUUCAUUGUCUGUCUCGAUCACGUGGAACCAGCUGAUAUCAAUGAAUUGAGUACAAAUAUGUUGUGCGGUACUUACCGUUUGAAUGACGGCAUGCAAGUAGGCACUUGCACCAAUCGUUGGUAUGAUAAGCUUCAGAUUAUCGUCUGCAAAAAUGGCAGUGCUGGUAUUAACUUUGAACACACGGGCGUGGAUGGUCACACUGUGCUUCGCUAUGUAUCCGAUAUUUACACAGAAACGAUUCUUCGGUUUGCCAAGACGAUCAACAGCCAAACGAAAUCCAUCUUUCAUUCUUACAAGCCUAACGGUAACAAUGCACGUGAAGAUCCUGGCAGUAAAAUCGAUAGCAAUCCUCGUCGCAUUGAAUGGAAUAUGACGGAUACAAUUCGUUUAGGCAUUCGGUUUGCGGAAACCCGACUUUCUGAUUUGAUCCUUCAGAACGAGGUUAAGGUGCUUGAAUUUAAUAAGUACGGAAAAUACUUUAUCACGGACAUGAAGAUGAGUCCCGAUGCAUUUGUUCAGAUGGCAUUCCAGGCAGCUUACUAUGGUCUGUAUGGUAAAAGUGAAUGCACAUAUGAACCUGCGAUGACCAAGACCUUUUUACAUGGUCGCACUGAAGCCAUCCGUAGUGUGUCUGAGGCCUCUUCCAAGUUUGUGAAGGAGUUUUACAGCAAGAAUGCCAGUAGCCAUGAAAAAUUGGAGUCACUGCGUGCGGCACUCAAAAACCACACCAGGUUAACAAAAGAAUGUUCGAUGGGUUUGGGUCAAGACCGCCACUUGUACGCUUUAGAAUGCGUCUGGGAUCGAUUAUACAAGGAGCAAAAGAAGCCUAAGAUAUUUACGGAUCGUGGUUGGAAAAUUUUAAACCAUACCGUCAUGAGUACCUCGAAUUGUGGAAACCCGGCUUUACGAUUAUUCGGGUUUGGCCCAACCGUGUCGGAUGGUUUUGGGAUUGGUUACAUCAUUAAGGAAGAUGGUAUUGCAUUCGUGGCUUCUUCUAAACAUAGACAAACACAGCGAUUUUUAGACACGCUCAAGACUUAUUUGAUGGAUAUACAAGCUUUAUUAAUGAAGGAAAAAUACCCUACGGGAGUUUCUCAACGUCAGCGUGUCUUAGAAAUGGAGGAAGCUGAAAGAGAUCACGUCAAUGGAUAUAGUUAUUUUGAUAAUGCGGACCAGUCGCUUGAUUCUUCAUCUACUUCCAGUGCUGGCAGUCAAUCUCCUCGUAAAAAAGUAGGAAAACGUCUCGUGUUACACGAAACCGAUGAAUAA